AUGGCGUUCGCCGCGCGUUCUCUGGGCCGCAUCGCCGCAGCCGCUUCUUCCCACUCACCUAUUGGCAAAUGCAGCACAUGGCUGUCUCCAGCUGCCGCCGUUUCCCUCCGUCUGCGCCAGGAGGGGCUCGGGAGCUCCGCCAGCACCAGAGGCCUUUUCACUGUGUCACAUCCUCGCCACGGCAUUGUUUGCUUCAAGCUUGCGGACAUAGGCGAAGGCAUUGCGUCUGUUGAGCUGACGAAAUGGUACAAGAAAACCGGCGACACUGUGGAGGAGAUGGAGGAGGUCUGCGAGGUGCAGUCGGACAAAGCCGCAGUUGAAAUCACAAGUCGUUAUUCUGGAAAGAUCGUCAAACUGUACGCCAAGGAAGGAGAUACUGUGAAGAUUGGGGCCCCUUUAAUUGACAUAGACUCCCCAGAUGUUGAAGAAACUCAGAGCCAGCCGCCUUCACCUGCUGCUCCCCCCCCGAGCGAAGCCAGCAAACCCCAGCAGCCCUCAGCUGCUGCUUCCUCCAGCAAAGGCGCAGAGGCUCUUGCCUCUCCCGCAGUCCGCCGUUUUGCAAAAGAAAAAGGAGUUAAUUUGGAAGCUGUGAAGGGCACUGGAGCCCGCGGAGCAAUCACGAAGGAAGACGUGCUGAAUUACCUUUCCUCUGGAGCCUCUGAGCCCCAGAGCAGCGCAGGCGAAGACAACUCCGGCGCAGCCCAGAGCCCCCCGGCUCCGCGGCAGAGCCGCGGAAACCGCGAAGUGGUUUUGCAGGGCUUUUCGAAGGCAAUGGUGAAGUCGAUGACGGACUCUCUGAAAGUGCCGCACAUGAACAUCGGCGACGAAUACGACAUCACGCGUUUGACUGAGUUGCGCCACGCGCUGAACAAAGAGUUGGCCUCUCAGAACAUUCGAAUUUCCCUGACAGCCUUUUUGAUAAAAGCCAUAAGCCUGGCCAUAAACGAAUACCCAAUAGUGAACUCGAAGUUCAACACGGAAACGCAGAACUCGUACACGGAGUUCGGAUCUCACAAUGUCAGUGUUGCAAUCGACUCUCCGGGCGGGCUGGUGGUGCCGUGCGUGAAGAAUGUGCAAGACCUGACUUUGGUGGAAAUCCAGCGCGAACUCGUCCGCCUGCAGGGCCUAGCAAAGGCAAACCGCCUUUCCCCCGCAGACCUCACUGGCGGCACAAUUGCCUUGUCGAACGUCGGAGUGAUAUCAGGUGACUGGAGGGCUCUGCGCCUGCAGCAGGGUUUAGGGUUUAGGGUUUAG
Eimeria necatrix is the source of this 1254-nucleotide messenger RNA. Its product is annotated as dihydrolipoamide branched chain transacylase, E2 subunit, putative. The transcript is spliced from 10 exons. Bases 1 to 1254 code for a protein of 417 amino acids. The record is from RefSeq and is a predicted model, not a curated record. NCBI's taxonomy places the organism in Eukaryota, Apicomplexa, Conoidasida, Eucoccidiorida, Eimeriidae. Gene Ontology annotation, molecular function: acetyltransferase activity; lipoic acid binding. Gene Ontology annotation, cellular component: mitochondrion; cytoplasm.